Messenger RNA from Daucus carota subsp. sativus, 1886 nucleotides. Its product is annotated as zeatin O-glucosyltransferase. Lineage: Eukaryota; Viridiplantae; Streptophyta; Magnoliopsida; Apiales; Apiaceae. The record is from RefSeq and is a predicted model, not a curated record. Gene Ontology annotation, molecular function: UDP-glycosyltransferase activity. The transcript has a single exon. The coding region runs from base 193 to 1599 and encodes 468 amino acids.
GAGGGUGCAGUGGGCUUAGCUCUGUUUCCACACACCUUGCGAAGCCAUGCUUAAAUUAUUUGUCGAUGAUCGUAAGCACUAACAUAAGCCUGCUUAUUCCAAAACUAAUACUACUAUUUAUAGCUUGAGUUUUUAUAGUCUAUAAAUAGUUUAAGCUAGUCCAUUGAUAUCAAGUCCUUUUACUAGCUAGCAAUGGCAGCCAGCAAAAGCAGUGACAGCCAAACCAACAAAAUUCCACUAGUAAUACUAAUGGUGCCAUUUCCGGCACAAGGCCAUGUAAACCAGCUUCUCCAACUCUCCACCACCAUCUCCGCCUCUCGCGAUAUCCCGAUUCACUUUGUCACGGCCGACACUCUCCUCCACCGAGCUAAGUCCCGCUUCGUGGGUGCACCCCUUACCAACAUCAACUUCCAUGCAUUUCCUGUCCCUCCUUUCCCCGCUGCACCAUCACAAAACCCUGGAAAUUUUUCCGGACUUUUUCAGCCAUCGGCUGAAGCUGCAAUGCACCUUCGCCAGCCGGUGGCUGAGCUCUUGGCAACAAUAUCUGUUACAACAGAUAAGCUUGUUGUCAUAUAUGACUUUCUUUCAUCUGUUACUGUACAAGAUUUUGUUUCGUUGCCAAACAUCAAGGGCUACUCUUUCCAGGGGGUUUCUGCGUUCAUGGUGUUUACCUUUUUUUGGGAAAUUUAUGGAAAACCAGACAUUAUUAAUGAAGCAACUGUGGAGUAUCUCCCUCCUAUUGAUACUUCUUUCCCUCCCGAGUUUGUGGAACAUAUUGGCAGAAACUUGAAGCUCUUGGGGCUCCAGACAGGGUUUCUUUAUGACGGGUGUAGAUUACUUGAAGGUAAAUACAUUGAUUUGAUAAACUCCAAGGAAAUGAUGGGUCCUGAGGUUAAACAAUGGGCGCUCGGGCCAUUCGAUCUUAUAGAUGACACCCCAAAAAAGGAACCAAAUGAACGUCAUACAUGCUUAAAGUGGCUUGAUGAACAGUCAGAAAAUUCUGUAAUGUAUGUUUCUUUUGGUACUUCAGUUUCCAUGUCAGAUGAACAAGUUGAAGAGCUGGCAAUUGGAUUAGAGAAAAGCGGGAAGAAGUUCAUUUGGGUAUUAAGAGUCGCUGAUAAGGAAGCUUUUGCUAGAGAAGAAGGCGCAGAGGGGGUCAAGUUGUCAAACAAUUACGAAGAGAGAGUGAAAGAGCAGGGAAUUAUUAUUAGAGAUUGGGCGCCUCAGGUUGAGAUUUUGGGACAUUCAUCAACCGGGGGUUUCUUGACUCACUGCGGAUGGAAUUCUUGCAUAGAGAGUUUGACGAUGGGGGUUCCUAUAGCCGCAUGGCCAAUGCACUGUGAUCAGCCUAGAAACAGCUUGCUAAUUACCAAGGGACUCAAAGCUGGUAUUAUGGUUCGGGACUGGGAGAGUGGGGAUGAACUAGUGACAUCUUCAACAUUGGAAAAUGCUGUUAAGAGAUUGAUGGCAUCAACCGAAGGAGAGCAGAUUAGGAAGAGGGCUGAGGAAGUUAGCGCUGACCUCCGGGGAUCGGUAGCUAAAGGCGGCAUUACUCGCACAGAGUUGGAAUCUUUUCUCACACAUGUAACAAGCCAGUAAAAAAAUUUCUAUCAUUCAAUAGAGAAAGUUUUCUACUGCCGGAUUCACGGUCAAGCAUUCCUCGAAGAGGUUUAUGAGGUCAUGGCCGAAUACCAGGAAUCUUAAAACCUGUGUGCUUCUGCUAAGUUUGUAUUGCAAUUAUUAAUUGUUAGAGUAUUAAACUAUGGGGAUAGAACUUGUCUCGAUUUUGCUUGUCUUAAGUGAUUUCAUAGGUGAAUUUGAUAAGUAAUGUCAUCAAUCCACAACAGCAGCAGUGCAAUACAUCUUCACAUUUAGAUUUUCUAUUA